AUUUUUACAAAAAAUUCGAAAUGUCUUGACAUUCGGAGCUUGACAUAUUAAUGGUACAGUGAUUUUUUUAAAUCUAUUUGGAUUACACGAAAGGUAAUUCCUAUUAUCUUCAUGGAACAUCGUGUGUACCUGGGAUGGAUAUAGGAAGAGAAGGAACUUCAAACACAUCUUUGAACAUCAGACGAAAAUUGAAAAAGAAGCUUCCUAUUUUAACUUGGUUUCCAGCUUAUAAUUUCGAGACUUUUUCUCAAGAUUUGUUAGCUGGUUUCACGGUAGCCUUAACAGAAAUUCCACAGGGUAUCGCCUAUGCUAUAGUUGCAGGACUUCCAUCUCAAUAUGGCCUUUACUGCGGUUUCAUGGGAUGUUUCAUGUACUUCCUGUUGGGAAGUUGCAAAGACAUCAACGUUGGACCCACAGCCAUCAUGGCCCUCAUGAUACAGCCCCAUGUGUCCUUGAUGGGCCCUGCGGCGAGCACCCUCUUAACGUUCCUAUCCGGCUGCAUCAUUUUCAUUUGUGGCCUUUUCCAUUUAGGGUUCAUAGUGGAAUUCUUCUCUUACCCGGUGAUAGCAGGAUUCACAACUGCAGCAGCCCUGAACAUUGCGUCAUCGCAAAUCAAAGGACUUCUGGGAAUCACAGGAAAGUCCGAUACAUUCCUUGUAGCUUUGAUAUCCGUAUUCGAGCACAUCAACGAAACCAGAUGGACUGAUGUCGUAUUAGGACUUUUUACAAUUAUUUUUUUAGUAAUAGCAAAGGAAAUGAGAAAACUUGGGUCACUCAAACAUAGACCAGAUUGGAGCAGAAGAAGAAAUAUUAUCGGUAUCGCGAUUUUCAUGUUUUCUUUGGCUAGUAAUGCCAUUGCUGUGAUUAUUGGUACUGUCAUGGCCUAUAUAUUCCAACAAUAUGGCCAAGAACCAUUCAAAUUGACAGGGGAAGUAAAAGGAGGUUUACCACCAUUCACUUUACCUCCUUUCGGCACAAAUUUCAAUGGAACGGAAUAUACUUUCACUGAAAUGAUGCAGGAAUAUGGAUCGGUGGUGAUAUUUUGCCCACUUGUAGCAGUACUGGAGCACAUAGCGAUUGCUAAAGCAUUUUCCAAAGGAAAAACCCUGGACGCCACGCAAGAAAUGCUCGCCCUGGGCGCCUGCAACAUCAUGGGGGCCUUAGUCCAAUCCAUGCCCGUCACGGGGUCUUUCACGAGGACGGCGGUGAACAACGCGUCUGGCGCCAGGACGCCUACCUGCGGCGUCGUGACGGGCGUCAUCGUGCUCAUGGCGCUCGCUUUCCUCACCUCCACGUUCCAGUACAUUCCCAAGACGACGCUGGCGGGGGUCAUCGUGGUCGCCAUGUACUAUCUGUGCGAUUUUGAGGCCUUCUUGCUAUUGUGGAGGACAAAAAAACUGGACCUGAUCCCGCUGACCAUAACCCUAGUUUGCUGCUUGCUGAUCAACCUGGAAUACGGCAUCCUGAUCGGCAUCGCCGUCAACAUCACUUUCGUGCUGUAUUCGUCUGCCCGGCCCAAAAUCGAGAUCACCGAGCCAUCGGCGGACGUUUACAUGGUGAAAAUAAAGUCCGGCCUGCAUUUCACCGCCGCCGAGCAUCUGAGAGAGGCAGUGUUGCGGAAAUGCACCACCGCAAAGAGUACUGUGGUGGUCGAUGGAGAAUACAUGGGGAACAUCGAUUCCACCGUGGCGAAAAGCUUCAAUGUGCUGAGAGAUGAACUCAUAUUGAGAGAACAGAAGAUUGUAUUUCUGAAUUUUAAAAAAUCCAUGAUGGAUGCUUGCGUUGGUGUGAAUAAAGAUCUCGCUCCGUGUUUCAGAGAAGAUUGUCUAGAACAACUGACAGCAUUAUGAUUGUGAGAGAAAGAAAAUCACUAAUAUAAGAUUUGUAUGUAUGUAAAAUAGUACUGUGAAAAAAUGUGCAGAAAAAGAUUUUUUUAUACUUUUCGAUAUACAUAUAAUAUAUUUAUUAUUUUUAUAUACAUACCUGAUUCCAUGUUGUUAUUGUACAAAUAAAGAUUUGAAGUUGG
Messenger RNA from Phaedon cochleariae (mustard beetle), 2026 nucleotides. NCBI's taxonomy places the organism in Eukaryota, Metazoa, Arthropoda, Insecta, Coleoptera, Chrysomelidae. The record is from the annotation of a GenBank genome assembly.